AUGACGGGCGAGGAUGGGAAGUGCGGCGGCGCUGGCGGCGGUGUCACCGGCGGCGGCACCGGGGCGAACGUAAACGUCACCGACAACGCCAACAACGUGAAUGCCAACGUGAACGUCAGCCAGCAGAACGGCGGACCGGAAAAGGCGCCGGUCGUCGGCGGCACCAACGUGGAAACGCUGCCACGCACUGGAAAGCAGAGCGAUCCCAGCACUGCGUUUCUGCGAGCAGCUCGCGCUGGGCAACUCGAGAAAGUCUUGGAGUACUUGGAGUCUGGAGUGGACAUCAACUCUUCUAAUGUUAAUGGCUUAAACGCUUUGCACCUGGCAGCUAAAGACGGUCACUUGGAAAUCGUGAAGGAGCUCAUAAAUCGCGGCGCAAUCGUAGACGCCGCUACCAAAAAAGGAAACACGGCAUUGCACAUAGCUUCUCUUGCUGGACAAGAGGAGGUUGUACAAUUGUUGGUGCAACGAGAGGCCUCCGUGAAUGCACAAUCGCAAAAUGGAUUCACGCCGCUGUACAUGGCUGCUCAGGAAAACCACGAUUCUGUGGUCAAGUACCUCCUCAGCAAGGGUGCGAAUCAGACAUUGGCCACCGAGGACGGUUUCACUCCGUUGGCGGUGGCCAUGCAACAGGGUCACGACAAAGUAGUAGCCGUUCUUCUAGAAAACGACACUCGUGGUAAAGUUCGACUGCCCGCCCUACACAUCGCCGCGAAGAAAGACGACUGCAAGGCGGCCGCCCUACUUUUGCAAAACGACCAUAAUCCCGACAUAACAUCGAAGAGCGGUUUCACGCCGCUUCACAUAGCGGCGCAUUAUGGCAACGACCGAAUCGCCUCCUUGCUUUACGACAGAGGCGCGGAUAUUAAUUUUGCGGCGAAGCACAAUAUCACACCGAUACACGUGGCGGCGAAGUGGGGCAAGAUCAAGAUGGUGAAUCUCCUCAUGGGCAAGGGGGCGAACAUCGAAGCAAAAACGAGAGAUGGUCUGACCCCUCUGCACUGCGCAGCGAGGUCCGGCCACCACGAAGUAGUUGACAUACUCAUCGAGAAGGGAGCACCAAUCGGCUCGAAGACGAAGAAUGGUCUUGCGCCGUUGCACAUGGCUUCUCAAGGGGAUCACGUCGACGCCGCGAGGAUCUUGUUGUACCACCGCGCUCCCGUCGACGAGGUGACGGUGGACUACCUGACCGCGUUACAUGUAGCCGCACACUGCGGCCACGUGCGAGUAGCCAAGCUACUACUGGACAGAAAUGCCGAUCCCAACGCGCGAGCGCUCAACGGAUUUACCCCCCUUCAUAUCGCGUGCAAGAAGAACAGGAUAAAGGUGGUGGAACUCCUCCUAAAGCACAAAGCUAGCAUCGAAGCUAUGACUGAGUCUGGACUAACUCCACUGCACGUGGCGAGUUUCAUGGGAUGCAUGAACAUCGUAAUUUACUUACUGCAACACGAAGCUAGCCCCGACAUACCGACAGUAAGAGGCGAAACGCCAUUACAUUUAGCUGCCAGAGCGAACCAAACUGAUAUUAUUAGGAUACUUCUUAGGAACGGCGCCCAAGUUGAUGCACGAGCAAGAGAGGAACAGACACCGCUUCAUGUCGCUUCCCGCUUGGGUAACGUCGAUAUCGUGAUGUUACUGCUGCAACAUGGUGCAGGAGUAGACGCUACAACGAAGGAUUUAUAUACUCCGCUUCAUAUCGCUGCUAAGGAGGGCCAAGAGGAGGUUGCAUCCGUAUUAUUAGAAAACAGCGCGUCGCUUACUGCAACGACCAAGAAAGGAUUCACUCCCUUACAUUUAGCGGCUAAGUACGGUAACAUGAACGUAGCACGAUUAUUGUUACAGAAGAACGCACCCGUUGACGCUCAAGGGAAAAACGGGGUGACGCCUCUUCACGUGGCGUCUCAUUAUGAUCAUCAGAACGUGGCUUUACUUUUACUCGACAAAGGAGCUUCACCUCACGCCAUGGCUAAAAAUGGACACACACCAUUGCAUAUUGCCGCACGUAAGAAUCAGAUGGACAUCGCAACUACCUUGUUAGAGUACGGAGCGAAAGCCAAUGCGGAAUCAAGGGCUGGUUUUACGCCGUUACAUUUGAGUGCACAAGAAGGUCAUACUGAUAUGUCAACUCUUCUUAUCGAGCAUAAGGCUGACACAAAUCACAAAGCAAAGAACGGCCUUACGCCUUUGCAUCUAUGCGCACAAGAAGAUAAAGUGAAUGUCGCCACCAUUCUUGUGAAGAAUGGUGCUCAAAUCGAUGCUAAGACCAAGGCUGGAUACACGCCGUUGCACGUGGCGUCGCACUUUGGCCAAGCAGCUAUGGUGCGAUUUCUCCUGAGAUCCGGUGCAGCCGUCGACAGCAGCACCAACGCCGGUUACACUCCUCUUCACCAGGCCGCGCAGCAAGGACACACCUUGGUCAUCAAUCUACUCUUGGAGAGUAAAGCUAAACCGAAUGCCGUGACCAACAACGGGCAGACCGCUUUGGACAUCGCACAAAAGCUCGGCUACAUAAGCGUCAUUGAAACAUUGAAGGUCGUCACAGAGACCAUCAUCACGACAACUCACACCGUCACCAUCGAGGAGAAGUAUCGAGUUCAAGCACCCGAGUCCAUGCAGGAGACAUUCAUGAGCGACAGCGAGGACGAAGGUGGUGGUGAUGAAAUCGGCACCGCAGCCAUGAAUGUGUACGGGCAGCCUCCGCACGCGCAACACGUGUACCUUCCUUCUUACUACCAGGGCCAAAUGACCUAUACCCGUGAGGAUCCGAUGCUCAGCGACCAACAGCAGUAUCGAUACAUGACUGUUGACGACAUGAAAUCCAUGGCGGAUGACUCGAUGCGCAUGAACGUGACGGACGACGAGAGAGACAAUCGACAUUCCGCAGCGACUACCAUAACGGAGACGAUGACGAAAGAGAAUUAUCAGCGUACGAAUGCGAUCAACCUCAAGCCGGACAAUGUGGACAUCAACAAGCAUCCAGUGCACGUCGGCGCGUCUCUAGAGUCCCUAUGCACUUCGCUGGCAGCCCUCAGUACCGCGCCCAAGGGACAAGGAAUGUGGAGGGACAGCUUCCUGGUUUCCUUCUUGGUGGACGCGAGAGGCGGUGCAAUGCGCGGAUGCAGGCACAGCGGCGUCCGCGUGAUUGUCCCACCGCGCAAAGCUGCGAUGCCUAUGCGUGUCACAUGCAGAUACUUGAGGAGGGACAAAUUGACGAAUCCACCACCCUUGAUGGAAGGGGAGGCGUUGGCCAGCCGCAUCCUCGAGCUGGGGCCCGUGGGUGCAAAAUUCUUAGGCCCUGUUAUCAUAGAGGUACCACACUUCGCGUCGCUGCGCGGAAAGGAGCGGGAGAUAGUGAUUCUUCGAUCAGACAACGGGGAGACCUGGCGCGAGCACACUUUGGAAGCCAGCGAGGAGGCUGUCCAAGAUGUGCUUAACGAGAGCUUUGAGGGAGAAGAGCUAAGCCAGCUGGAGGAUCUCCAAACGUCUCGCAUCGUUAGGAUACUCACCGUAGAUUUUCCACAUUACUUUGCGGUGGUAUCUCGCAUCAGACAAGAGGUCCAUGCGGUUGGUCCCGAAGGCGGCACCGUGUCGUCGUCCGCCGUGCCACAAGUACAAGCUGUCUUCCCGCAAGCGGCCCUCACCAAGAAGAUCAGAGUCGGUCUGCAGGCACACCCGAUACCUGCGGAUCUCGUCGCUAAGUUACUCGGGAACAGAGUGGCGGUGUCGCCGAUCGUUACUGUCGAGCCGAGACGAAGAAAGUUCCACAAGCCGAUAACCUUAACUAUCCCGGUGCCACAGGCGGCCAAUAAAGGCAUGAUCAACCAAUACUCCGGGGACGCGCCAACUUUGAGACUCCUGUGCAGCAUAACUGGUCGUUCAGGGGGUCAGACUCGGGCAGUCUGGGAGGACGUCACAGGCUCGACGCCACUGACCUUCGUGAAAGAUUGCGUUUCCUUCACUACUACAGUCUCCGCUCGCUUCUGGCUGAUGGAUUGCCGUAACAUUUCCGAAGCCACGAAAAUGGCCACGGAACUAUACACGCACGCGACUCACGUGCCGUUCAUGGCCAAGUUCGUGGUGUUCGCGAAACGAGUGGAUCCAAUGGAGGCGAGACUACGCGUGUUCUGUAUGACGGACGAUAAAGAGGACAAGACUCUGGAGCACCAGGAGCACUUUACAGAAGUCGCCAAGAGCAGAGACGUUGAGGUUCUGGAAGGGAAAACGCAGUACAUGGAAUUCACGGGCAAUCUUGUUCCUGUGCUGAAGACUGGCGAGCAGCUUCAACUGCCGUUCCGAGCCUUCAAGGAGAACAGAGUUCCGUUUACCGCGAGGAUAAAGGAUCCGGACGCCGCGGACAUGAUGGGUCGCAUCAUGUUCAUGAGCGAGCCGAAGGUGCCGCGGGGUGAGCUGCCGCAAACACCGAUCUGCACACUGAAUAUCCUGCUGCCGGAGAAGAUCUCGCCGGACACCGCGGUCUCCGAGCUCGACCUACUCGAGCUGUCGAAGAACUACAGCUUCCUGCGCGACGGCGGAAUAAGCAGACCAGACGCUAUCCACAGAGCAACUAUCCGUCUGACCGACAUCGCCAAUCUGUUGAAUACGGAUUGGGAACAGUUGGCGGAAGAGUUGAACAUACCGCCCAACGAUGUGGCUCUAAUCAAGCAAGAGUAUCCCGAUAAACCCGCGCAGCAGGCCGCGGCGAUGUUCAAGAUCUGGCAGAACAACGGAAACAAAGCCACGGGAAAUACGUUAGAAAAGGCGCUCAAUAAGAUCGGUCGUGAAGAUAUAGUAAACAAAUGUAUUUUCAACGUCGAGUUAGUGACGGACGACGUGGAGAAGGCUGUCGCGAGAGUCAGAUUAGAUCAGCCUGGCUUUGACUCAUUGAAAGAGGAAUUGGGACCGUCGAGAAACACGUCGCUCCGUCGUGAUGCUACGAUGGACCCUAAGAUGGACCCUGAUUAUGAGGAGCCUGACAGAAUGAAGGACUCUGAAUCGGUCGAGGAUCUCAGUAUCACUGGCAGCGUACACGACAAGCGAACCAAACAGCACGUCACAAUCACAAACGGCACUGUAUUCAACGGAACCUCGACCCCCAUCAAAGACAAAUACGCGAGCGACGAGAAAGAGCUCGGCGACAUGAUGGCCGAUUACCUUACGCACAAGUGUCACGUGGCCGACACGAUGAGCAAAAAGUCGCGCGACGAACUGGACGAUCCGGAGAAAAAACGGGAGAAAGUGAUCGCAGACGCCAACAAGAUAGUCUCUGGUGUAAUAGCAGACGCUGAGAAAGAGAAGGGGAAGUUAGCGAAGGAAGGGUGGUCGGUGGUUUAUGAUGAUGAUGAUGCGCGGGACAGUAAAGAGGCGCGGGGUGCGGUAGGACAGACGUUAAUUAACGUACACUUAGAUAGAACGGCCGCAGAACCGGAAGGUAUCGUUCCGAAAGCGGACGCCGAGCCGAAGGGCGCGGUUGCGAAAGCGGUCGCCGAGCAAAUCCCGUCUGUUGAGCCGCCGAUGGUUCGGCAGUACCGCGACGUUAAGCCGGAACCCAAGGUUAGCACUUCGAAAGUCGUAGUUUCCGUGAGCGAUCCGAAAAUAGGUGAAAAGAUUACGACGAAGACCACGGUGGUCAAGCAGUUCGAUCAGACGCCGGCUAAGGUAAUCGCGAAGGAGACCGUGGUAGUUUCCCCCGAUAAAAAAGACGUCGUUAGCGAGAAGGAGAAACUUUCCAAGGAGGGCAAGGAGGUCGACGAGAAGUUGUUGACAUCCGCGGACGCGGGUCUCGCGAAAAAACCCAAGGUUGAGGCUACACGAAUCGAUGAAAAGCUCGACGUGAAGGUUCCUGCAGAUAAGGAUAAGGACAAGAAGAAGGAGAAAGAGAAGGAUAAGGUUGCAGUGCAGGUUGACAGUGCACAAGCCGAUCAGAAGAAGCCAGAUUCGAAAGCUCCUGCAGACAAGAAGAAGGAUAAGGAGAAAGAGAAGGACAAGGAGAAGGAGAAGGAUAAGGAGAAAGAAAAGGACAAGGAAAAAGAGAAAGAUAAGGAGAAAGAUAAGGAUGCAAAGCAGGUAAAAACGUCGGCUUACGAAGACGUUUACAAUGUGCAGCAUCCGCCAGGCAGCACCGAAGAGAAAGCAGAUGACGAGGCGAAGAAGUCGAAGGACAGAGGCAGCGGAAUAUUCUCGGGUAUAUUUAAGGGCGCUAAAUUGAAGAAGAGUAAGAAAAGCUCGAAGGACACGUCCUUUGACAGCGGUGACGAAGAGCCGAAGGCCGCUGCAAUGAAGGCUCCUGAACAACAGACGGAACAGCCUUCCGACAAGAUAACGGAUAUCUAUUUCGACAGCAAGCUUCCAGAGAUCAUGGUCGCACCCAACGUGAAAUCGGCCACCUUGGAGUUCCUGGAUGACUCCAGACGAGUUGCCGCGGGUAUGCACGUGCCUUACGAAGGUCCAGGUAAAACGGAGGAUGUCAUCAAAGAGGAGAAGAAAGCAGAGGAGGAUAAAAAAGUUGAAUCCACCGAAGGCGAUGAUGAUGGCAAAGACAAGACGGGCUUCUUCUCGAGUCUGUUCAAGAGCAAGUCCAAAAAGGACGAGAUCGCAGACGGGACAGUCAUACCCGUGAUCCACGUGGAGAAGCCGAAGGAAACCGCGGAGCAGAUCGCAAAGAAGGAGAAGAAAAAGUUGGCGGCGCUCGCGAAGGAGAGUGAAGAGCUGGAGCAACAGCUGAAGGAGAAGGCGAAAGAUGAGACAGUUAAAGUUACCGAGGUAACGUUACCAAGUGUGCCUGCCGAGAAAGAGAUCGAGAAAGCCGUGAAGAACGGUACAAAGGUUGUAGAAGACGCAAAGAGCAAGAUCGCCGCGGACGAGCAGCCGCGCGGCAAAGACGACGAGAAGGGCGAAGAUCAAGUGAAGGAGAAGGGCGGCUUCUUCGGCAUCUUCAAGAGCCCGAAAUCAAAGGAAAAACGACUCGCCAAAUCGAAGGAGACGUCUCUCGACAGCGGCGACGAAGAAAUCCGAGUUGUCACGGAGAAACUCUUGGACGACACUCAGAAGGUCGCCGACGUUAGUAUCGUGCCAGUUGCGUAUAAGACUGACGGCACCAAGGUCAUUCCGCAAGAAGAAGUGCGCACUUUUAUCUCAGCCACCCACUACGAUGCCGACACGCCCGCCGACAAGAUCAGCAAGUCCUACGACGUGGUCCAAACAAAGACGACGAUCGAGAGGACUGUCAUUCACGAGGAAGUAAAUGGGAAAACGGACGUCGAUAAGGAGAAGGGUCGGAAGGAGGAGAAAGUAGUUGCUGAGAAAAUCGUUUCGGAGGUGAAGCCGGAAACCACGGUGGAACCGAAAGUACCUGAAGCAGAGAAAGAGGCAACCGACGAGACCAGCAAGGAGAAGGGCGGCGGCUUCUUCGGCAUGUUUAAGAGUCCGAAGCUGAAGAGCAAGAAGCGCAGCCGAUCCCGAGAGCAGAGCUCCUCGAAGGAAACCUCAUUCGACAGCGGAGACGAGGAAGUCCGUUUAGCAACGGCGAAGCUGCUGGAGGACACGAGACAGUUGGCAGACAGCAUGCAGCAUCCGGUUGAAGAGAAGAUCCCGGAGCAAGAGGUUUCUGCGCUCGUGAAAACCGCUGUCGAACAAAUAAAAAAGGAGGAGAUGAAGAAGUCCAGCAUUCCUGAGGACGAAGUGGCCGAGAAGGAGAAAGGAAGCGGCAUCUUUGGGAUAUUCAGAAGCCCCAAACAGGCGAGGAGCUCCAGAAGCAGAUCUAAGGAGAAGACUCCGUCGCUUGAGUUACCGGACAGUGGCCAGGAGGACUCGCGGGAUGUAACAGCAAAGUUCCUGGAAGACUCGCGCACCGGAUUGACAGAUCUGGAGCAGCCAAAACCUGACAAGGAUGACAAAUUGACAACUGAGAUAGAAGAUGUCGGGAAAGCCAUCAAAGACGGCAAAGACGCAGUCGCCAAGAAAGUAGACGAGAAGACGUCGGAUGUCGCCGACUCCGCCGAGGCUGUGAAGGACAAGGCAAGUAAGGAGACGAAGAAAUUGAAGGAGAAGGGAUCGGGUUUCUUGUCGGGAAUCUUUAAGGGCACGAAACAUGCUGUGGAGGGUAUGACGGACGACGUCAAAGAGUUCUUAGACGAGACGAAGAAAGAAGCCGCUUUGGAAGAAGCACGAGCGAAAGAAGCGGCAGCAGCUGGUUUGAAGGACAUGGAGCAGACGAAGGACGCCGUAGUAGCCGACAUUAAAGAUAGCGCUGAUAAAGCUGCAGCAGACAUCAAGGACAUCAAGGAUAAGACGGUGUCGGCAGUGAAAGAAAAGAAGGAGAAAGUAACAGAGAAGGCAACGGAUCUCGCGAAAGCUGCCGCCGAUAAAGUGGCAGCAGAUGCGAAAAAAGUUGACGAAAAAGUCGAGGCAACUGCGAAGGACGCCGCGCAGGUCAGCAAAGACAUCAAAGAAGCAGUUGUCGCAGAGGCAAAGGAAGACGCCAAAAUUGUCAAGGAGAAAUUAUCAUCAGCUGCUGAGACUACUGCGGAAACCUCAGUGAGUAUAAAAGACAAAACUGUGAAAGAAGCGAAAAAGGCGAAAGAAAAAGGAAGCGGAUUCUUCUCCGGCAUAUUCAAAGGCGCGAAACACGCCGUCGAAGAUGCAACCGACGACGUAAAAGAUUUCCUGGAUGAAACGAAGAAGGAAGCUCAAUUGGAAGAAGAACGCACCAAAGAAAAGGCCGCGGCAGGUCUCAAGAGCUUGCAGGAUAAGAAGGACGCUGUCGUCAGUGGAGUUCAAGAGACAGCCGACAAAACUGUUGCAGAUAUUAAAGAUGCCAAGGAUAAGACAGUGUCUGCAGUUAAAGACAAGAAAGAUAAAAUCAUAGAAGAAGUAUCGAAGGAUGCUCACAAAGUCGCCGACACCACAAAAGCAGCCGGCGAAAAAGUCGCAAUGGAAACAAAGAAGAUUGGUGAGAAAAUCGGCACAGCUGUAGCGGAUGUUACACAGGGUGUUAAAGAUACUAAAGAUGCAGCAAUUAAAGAAAUACAAAAAGAAAAAGAGGAUACAAAAUUGGCGAAAGAAAAACUAGAAGCAGGUGCUGAAGCCGUCGCGGAAACUAUAGAAGGUGCAAAAGAUAAAGCGGGCAAGGAAGCGAAGAAAGCUAAAGAGAAGACAAGUGGUUUCUUCUCCGGAAUAUUUAAAGGUGCGAAACACACUGUAGAAGAUGCGACAGACGAUGUCAAAGAAUUUCUGGACGAGACUAAGAAGGAAGCUGCUCUAGAAGAGGAACGUGCUAAAGAAAAGGCUGCAGCGGGUCUCAAGGAUUUGAAAGAUAAGAAAGAUGCUGUCGUCACGGGAGCCCAAGAAGUUGCAGGAAAGGUGGCUGCUGAUGUAAAAGAUGUCAAGGAUAAAGCAGCAUCUGCUGUGAAAGACAAGAAGGAUAAAGUUGUGGAAGAAGUUUCGAAAGAUGCCCAGGAAGUCGCCGAUACCACGAAGGCAAUCGCUGAAAAAGUUACGACAGAAUCAAAAAAGGUUAGUGACAAAAUAGGAUCAGUUGCGGCAGAUGUCGCCCAAGGUGUUAAGGACGUCAAGGAUGCAGCAGUAAAAGAAGUGAAAGAAGACACAAAAAUGGCGAAGGAGAAAUUGGCAGCAGAAGCUGAGGCUGUAGCGGAAACCGUAGAUGAAGCGAAAGAAAAGGCGACCAAAGAAGCCAAAAAAGCUAAAGAGAAGACCAGUGGUUUCUUCUCCGGAAUCUUCAAAGGCGCAAAACACGCAGUGGAAGAUGUAACCGACGACGUCAAGGAAUUCGUGGACGACACGAAGAAAGAAGCUACAAUGGAAGGAGAGCGUGCCAAGGAGACCGCAGACAAAGCUGUUGCUGACGUUAAGGAUGUAAAGGAUAAGGCAGCUUCUACAAUCAAAGACAAAAAGGACAAGAUUGUGGAAGAAGUUUCGAAAGAUGCUCAAAAAGUUGCUGACACCACGAAAGCAGUUGGGGAAAAAACAGGGGAAGAAACCAAGAUAAUCGGUGAGAAAAUCAGCAUAACAGCUGCAGAUGUAGCACAGGGAGCUAAGGAUACCAAAGAUGCAGCGGUUAAAGAAGUGAAGGAAGACACAAAAUUGGUUAAGGAAAAAUUGGCAGCAGGAGCUGAGGCUGUAGCAGAAACCGUAGAUGGAGCGAAAGAAAAGGCGACCAAAGAAGCAAAGAAAACUAAAGAGAAGACCAGUGGUUUCUUCUCCGGAAUCUUCAAAGGCGCAAAACACGCAGUGGAAGACGUAACCGACGACGUCAAGGAAUUCGUGGACGAUACGAAGAAAGAAGCUACAAUGGAAGGAGAGCGUGCCAAGGAGACCGCAGACAAAGCUGUUGCUGACGUUAAGGAUGCAAAGGAUAAGGCAGCUUCUACAAUCAAAGACAAAAAGGACAAGAUUGUGGAAGAAGUCUCGAAAGAUGCUCAAAAAGUUGCUGACACCACGAAAGCAAUUGGGGAAAAAACAGGGGAAGAAACCAAGAUAAUCGGUGAGAAAAUCAGCAUAACAGCUGCAGAUGUAGCACAGGGAGCUAAGGAUACCAAAGAUGCAGCAGUUAAAGAAGUGAAGGAAGACACAAAAUUGGUUAAGGAAAAAUUGGCAGCAGGAGCUGAGGCUGUUGUAGAAACCGCGGAGGGAGCGAAAGAAAAGGCAACCAAGGAAGCAAAGAAAGCUAAAGAGAAGACCAGUGGUUUCUUCUCUGGAAUCUUCAAAGGCGCAAAACACGCAGUGGAAGACGUAACCGACGACGUCAAGGAAUUCGUGGACGACACGAAGAAAGAAGCUACAAUGGAAGGAGAGCGUGCCAAGGAAACCGCAGACAAAACUGUUGCUGACGUUAAGGAUGCAAAGGAUAAAGCAGCUUCUACAAUCAAAGACAAAAAGGAUAAGAUUGUGGAAGAAGUCUCGAAAGAUGCUCAAAAAGUUGCCGGCACCACGAAAGUGGUUGGGGAAAAAAUAGGGGAAGAAGCCAAGAUGAUCGGUGAGAAAAUCAGCACAACUGCUGCAGAUGUAGGACAGGUAGCUAAAGAUACCAAAGAUGCAGUGGUUAAAGAAGUAAAGGAAGACACAAAAUUGGUUAAGGAAAAAUUGGCAGCAGGAGCUGAGACCGUCGCGGAAUCUGCGGAGGCUGCCAAAGAUAAGGCUGGUAAAGAAGCAAAGAAGGUUAAGGAGAAAACAGGUGGUUUCUUCUCCGGUAUAUUUAAAGGAGCUAAACACGCCGUCGAAGACGUAACUGGCGAUGCCAAGGAAUUUGUGGACGAGACGAAGAAGGAAGCUGCACUGGAAGGAGAGCAUGCUAAAGAGAAAGUCGCUAUUGGAGUCAAGGACUUAAAGGAUAAAAAAGAUACCGUCGUGAGCGGAGCUCAAGAAGCUGCAGAAAAAGUUGCAGCUGAUGUGAAAGAUGUUAAGGAUAAAGCAGUAUCUGCCGUAAAAGACAAGAAAGAUAAAGUCGUAGAAGAAGUUUCGAGAGAUGCCCAAAUAGCUGUUGCUACCACAAAAGCAGCCGGUGAGAAGGUUGCAACAGAAACAAAGAAAGUUGGUGAAAAAAUAGGAUUAGCUGCAGCAGACGUCGCGCAAGGCGUUAAGGACGCUAAGGAUGCAGCGGUUAAAGAAGUGAGGGAAGAUACUAAAUUGGCGAAAGAGAAAUUAGCCACUGGUGUUGAAGUUGUCACAGAAACCACGGAAGGAGUAAAAGAGAAGGCCACAAAAGAAGCGAAGAAAGCCAAAGAGAAAACCGGUGGUUUCUUCUCUGGAAUAUUCAAAGGAGCCAAACACGCCGUGGAGGACGCUGCGAGCGACGUAAAAGAAUUUGUGGACGAGACAAAGAAAGAAGCUGCAUUGGAAGAAGAGCGUGCUAAGGAGAAAGUCGCUGCUGGGGUUAAGGACUUGAAGGAUAAAAAGGAUGCUGUUGUGAGCGGAGUUCAAGAUGCCGCAGACAAAACCGCCGCCGACGUGAAAGACGCCAAGGAUAAAACAGUUUCUGCAGUUAAAGACAAGAAAGAUAAAAUUGCAGAAGAAGUCUCAAAGGGUGCUGAGAAAGUAGUCGACACCACGAAAGCAGUCGGCGAGAAAGUAGCUGCGACUGCUGCGGAUGUAGCACAAGGAGUUAAAGAUACUAAGGAAGCAGCUGUUAAAGAGAUCAAAGAAGACACGAAAUUGGCAAAGGAGAAAUUGGCGGUUGGUGCGGAUGCUGUUGUGGAAGCAGCCGAUACCGCCAAGGAUAAGGCGAAGAAAGCCAAGGAGAAAGGAUCUGGCUUCUUUUCUGGCAUAUUUAAGGGCGCGAAACAUGCCGCGGAAGAUGUAACGGAAGACGUCAAGGAACACGUGAGCGAUGCUAAGAAGGAAGCUGCAGAAGGAUUAGAGGGUUUGAAACGCAAGAAAGACGAUGCAGUAGACAGUGCCAAGGACAUUGCGGAUAAGACCAUCGAGGGUGUAAAGGACGCCAAAGACAAGACCGUUUCAGCCGCGAAAGAUACGAAGGACAAAAUCACGGACACAGUCGCUAAAGACGCAGAAAAAGUAACAAGCACGUUGAAGGCAACCACUGACGAUGUGGCUACGAAGAUGAAGGAAGUUAAACAAAAAGCGGAAACCACGGCGGCGGACGUCGGACGUGGUGUAAAAGAUGCCAAGGAUGCGGUUGUCACAGAGGCGAAACACGACGUCAAGGUGGCGAAAGAAAAAUUGGCUGCUGGAGUUGAAUCCGUUGCGGAUACAGCGGAGGCUGCCAAGGACAAGACAACUAAAGAAGCGAAAAAAGCCAAGGAGAAGACCAGUAGCUUCCUCUCGGGAAUAUUUAAGGGAUCGAAGCACUCCGUGGAUAGCACAGCGGAAGAUGUGAAGGAGUUCUUGGAAGAAACCAGAAAGGAAGCAGCAUUGGAGCAAGCGCGCGCUAAGGAGGCAGCAGAAGCCGAACUAAAAGACCUGGAACAAAAAAAGGAUAGCAUCGUGACUGAGGCGAAAGAAGCGAAAGAUCGUGUGGCUGAGAAAAUAACCGAACAAGUUGGCAAAGCUGCUGACGCGACUAAAGCAGUGGGUGACAAAGCAGUUGCUGAUACAAAACGAGUUGCCGGCGAUAUCGCGCAAGGUGUCGCAGACACCAAAGACAGUGUGACGAAAGAACUGAAGGAGGACGUGCAGAGAUCGAAAGACAAAAUUAAAGCAGGCGGCGAUGCAGUGAUGGAUAGCGCGGUAGCUACGAAGGACAAAGCAGCGAAAGAAGCAAAAAAAGUUAAAGAAAAAGGUAGUGGUUUUCUUUCGGGAAUAUUUAAAAGCGCAAAACAUACCGCGGAAGAAGUGUCCGACGAUGUGAAAGAAUUCGUAGACGAAACGAAAAAGGAAGCUACAGCGGAGGAAGAACGCGCCAAGAAGAAAGCCGCCGCAGGCCUCAAAGAUUUGAAAGAUAAAAAAGACGCUGCCGUUGCAGGAGUGCAAGAAGCUGCAGAAAAAGUUACAACUGAUGUGAAAGAUGUCAAGGAUAAAGUAAUAUCUGUCGUAAAAGACAAGAAGGACAAAGUUGUAGAAGAAGUUUCGAAGGACGCACAGAAAGUUACUGAUACUACGAAAGCAGCCGGAGAGAAAGUGGCAACGGAAACCAAGAAGAUUGGUGAAAAAAUAGAUUCAGCUGUAGCAGUCGUUGCGCAAGAGGUCAAGGACACCAAAGAUGCGACGUUAAAGGAAGUAAAAGAGGACACAAAAUUGGCGAAGGAAAAAUUAGCAGCAGGAGCUGAGACUGUUGCGGAAACUGCAGACAGUGCAAAGGAUAAAGCCACCAAAGAAGCGAAGAAAGCUAAAGAGAAGACUAGUGGUUUCUUCUCCGGAAUCUUUAAAAGCGCAAAACACUCUGUGGAAGACACAACUGACGACGUUAAGGAAUUCGUAGACGAGACAAAGAAAGAAGUUGCACUGGAAGGAGAACGUAUCAAAGAGAAGGUUGCUGCUGGAGUCAAGGAUUUGAAAGAGAAAAAAGAUGCCGUCGUGAGCGGAGUUCAUGAAACCGCGGACAAAGCUGUUGCCGACGUGAAAGAUGCAAAGGAUAAAGCAGCUUCUACAAUCAGAGACAAGAAGGACAAGAUGGUAGAAGGAGUCUCGAAAGAUGCCCAGAAAGUUGCUGAUACCACAAAAGCGGUUGGAGAAAAAAUAGGGGAAGAAGCCAAGAUGAUCGGUGAGAAAAUCAGCACAACUGCUGCAGAUUUAGCACAGGGAGCUAAAGAUACCAAGGAUGCAGCGGUUAAAGAAGUGAAAGAAGACACAAAAUUGGUUAAGGAAAAAUUGGCAGCAGGAGCUGAGACUGUCGCGGAAACUGCAGACAGUGCGAAGGAUAAAACCACCAAAGAAGCGAAGAAAGCUAAAGAAAAGACCAGUGGUUUCUUCUCUGGAAUAUUCAAGGGCGCGAAACACGCCGUGGAAGACGCAACCGAUGAUGUCAAAGAAUUUUUGGACGAGACGAAGAAGGAAGCUCAAUUGGAAGAAGAACGUGCCAAAGAAAAGGUCGCGACAGGACUCAAAGACUUAAAGGAUAAGAAAGAUGCUGUUGUGAGCGGAGUUCAAGAUGCCGCAGAAAAAGCCACCACCGACGUAAAAGACGCCAAGGAUAAAACAGUAUCUGCCGUAAAAGAUAAAAAGGAUAAAAUUGUAGAGGAAGUAUCUAAGGAUGUCCAGAAAGUCGCCGACACCACGAAGGCGGCUGGCGAGAAAGUAGCCGAAGAAACGAAGAAGAUUGGUGAAAAAAUCAGCGCAACUACUGCGGAUGUAGCACAAAGUGCCAAAGAUACCAAGGAUGCAGCGGUUAAAGAAGUGAAAGAAGACACAAAAUUGGUUAAGGAAAAAUUGGCAGCAGGAGCUGAAGUUGUCGCGGAAUCUGUGGAAGCUGCUAAAGAUAAGACAGGUAAAGAAGCGAAAAAGGCCAAGGAGAAGACAGGUGGUUUCUUUUCCGGUAUAUUCAAAGGAGCUAAACACGCCGUCGAAGAUACAACGGAUGACGUAAAAGAAUUUGUAGACGAGACGAAGAAGGAAGCUGCGUUGGAAGAAGAGCGUGCUAAAGAAAAAGCUGCUGCGGGUCUCAAAGAUUUGAAGGAUAAAACGGACGCUGUUGUUAGUGAUAUUCAGGAAUCUGCCGAAAAAGCCGUUGCAGAUGUCAAAGAUGCAAAAGACAAGGCAGCUUCUUCCAUCAAAGAGAAGAAAGACAAGAUAGUGGAAGAAGUCUCGAAGGAUGUUCAAACAAUUGCGGACACCACGAAAACAGUCGGUGAGAAAGUUGCGAUAGGAACUAAGAAAGUCGGGGAAAAAAUAGAAUCAGCUGCAGCGGACGUCACGCAAGGUGUUAAAGACGCUAAGGAUGCGUCAGUAAAGGAAGUCAAGAAAGAUACAAAAUUGGCGAAGGAGAAAUUGGCAGCAGGAGUUGAGGAUGUUGUGGAAACAGCGGAGGGAGCGAAAGAAAAGGCAACCAAAGAAGCGAAGAAAGCUAAAGAAAAGACCAGUGGAUUUUUCUCCGGAAUAUUUAAGGGCGCGAAACACGCCGUGGAAGACGCAACCGACGAUGUUAAAGAAUUUUUGGAUGAAACGAAAAAAGAAGCUCAAUUGGAAGAACAGCGGACCAAAGAAAAUGCCGCCGAGAGUCUCAAGGAUUUGAAAGACAAGAAAGAUAGUGUCGUUGCUGGAGCUGAAGAAACUGCAGAAAAAGUUGUUGCUGAUGUGAAAGAUGCAAAAGAUAAAACAGUUGCCGCUGUCAAAGAUAAGAAAGACAAAGUUGUAGAGGAAGUCUCUAAAGAUACCCGGAAAAUAGUUGACUCCACAAAAGCAACCGGUGAGAAAGUGGUGACAGAAACGAAGAAAAUCGGCGAAAAAAUAGAGUCCACUACUGCAGAUGUCACUCAAGGAAUCAAGGAUGCCAAGGAUGCGGCAGUUAAGGAAGUGAAAGAAGAUACAAAAGUUGUGAAAGAGAAAUUAGCGGCGAGCGCCGAUGUUGUUGUGGAAGCUGCUGACAGUGCAAAGGACAAGGCGAAAAAGGCUAAAGAGAAAGGAAGUGGCUUUUUCUCGGGCAUAUUCAAAGGCGCGAAGCACACUGUAGAAGAUGUAGCUGAUGAGGCGAAGGAACUCGCAGACGAUGUCAAGAAAGGAGCAAUUUCAGAAAGUGAACGUGUCAAAGACGCGGCGGAAUCCGGUCUGAAAGAUUUGAAGGAUAAGAAAGACGCUGCGAUCAGUAGUGUGAAGAAAGCGGAGGACGAAACUAAAGCAGCCAUGAAGGACGCGUCGGAUAAAGUGGCAGAAAAAUUAUCUGAUGGUGUCCACAAGGCUGCCGACGGCGUUAAAGACGCGAGUGAUAAGUUGGCGACCGAUGUAAAAGAGGCGGGCGAGAAGGCGAAGUCAGCCGGACGAGAUAUUGUAGAAAGUAUCAAGGAUACGAAAGAUGCGAUUGCGAAGGAAGUUAAAGAGGACACGCAGGCAGCUAAAGAGAAGUUAACGGACAGUGCGGAAGUCGUCGCGAGCAAGGCGGAAGCGGCGAAGGAUAAGGUUGCCAAAGAAGCGAAGAAAGCGAAAGACAAAGGUAGCGGUUUCUUUUCGGGAAUGUUUAAGGGUGCGAAGCAGAGUGCCGAGAGCGCGAGCGACGAGGCCAAUAAAUUCUUGGACGAAAUGCGAAAAGACGCAACGUUGGAGCAGGAACGCGUGAAGGAGGCCGCGGCGGAAGGCUUGAAGGACCUGGAGCACAAGAAGGAUACUGCUGUCAGUGGUGUAAAGGACACGGCCGAUCGAGCUGUUGCUGACGUAAAGGAUGCCAAGGACAAGAUGGUUGCAGCUGCGAAAGAUACGAAGGAGAAAAUCGCAGAGAAAGUAUCCGAAGAUCUCGAGAAGGCUACUGAUGCGACAAAAGCCGCUAAGGCUAAAGUGGCAUCAGAAGCGAAGGAAGUUGGUGAGAAGAUAGAUUCAACAGUACAUGACAUCACGCAAGGAGUCGCGGAUGUUAAAGACGCAGCUGUUAAGGAAGUUCGAGACGAUGCGAAGAUGGCGAAAGAGAAAGUGGCAGCUGGCAUUGAAGCUGUAACCGAGGGUGCUCAUACUGCAAAGGACAAAGCCAGCAAGGAAGCGAAGAAAGCAAAGGAAAAGGGAUCUGGCUUCUUAUCGGGCAUUUUCAAAGGCGCAAAACACGCCGUGGAGGAUGCAACUGACGACGUCAAAGAGUUUUUGGACGAAACAAAGAAAGAAACUCAGUUGGAAGAACAGCGGGCUAAGGAAAAGGUCGCCGCAGGACUCAAAGAUUUGAAAGAAAAGAAGGACGUUGCCAUUAGCGACGUUCAAGAAGCUGCCGACAAAGCCGUUGCAGAUGCGAAAGAUGCUAAAGAUAAGGCAGCUUCUAUCAUCAAAGACAAGAAAGAUAAAAUUGCGGAAGAAGUUUCCAAGGAUGCCCAGAAAGUCGUCGAUACUACGAAGGCAGCUGGUGAAAAAGUAGCGGAAGAAACGAAGAAGAUCGGUGAGAAAAUCAGCGCAACUGUCACGGAUGUGGCACAGGAAGCUAAAGAUACCAAGGAUACAGCGGUCAAAGAAGUGAAAGAAGAUAUAAAAUUAACUAAAGAGAAAUUGGCAGUUGGAGUUGAGGCUGUAACUGACGGUGUCGAAGCUGUUAAAGACAAAGCGACGAAAGAAGCGAAGAAAACCAAAGAAAAAGGAUCCGGCUUUUUAUCUGGCAUAUUUAAAGGCGCGAAACACACCGUAGAAGAAGCGACCGACGACGUGAAAGAAUUCUUGGAUGAAACGAAGAAAGAAGCUCAGUUAGAAGAACAACGCGUCAAAGAAAAGGCUGCGACAGGUCUUAAAGACUUGAAGGAUAAAAAGGAUGCUGUUGUAACCGAAACUCAGAAAGCCGCAGAGAAGGUUGCAGCUGAUAUGAAGGAUGCCAAGGAUAAGACAGUCUCUACAGUGAAGGACAAGAAGGACGAAAUUGCAGAAAAAGUUUCGAAAGAUGCUCAGAAAGUCGCCGACAUCACUGGAGCAGCCGGUGAGAAAGUCGCGACUGAAUCGAAGAAGAUCGGGGAGAAGAUCGACGCAACUGCAGUGGAUGUUGCGCAGAGUGCUAAGGACGUAAAGGAUGCAGCGAUGAAAGAAAUUAAAGAAGAUACGAAGAUAGUAAAGGAAAAAUUGGCAGCUGGAUCCGCGACUGUAGUGGAUAGUGCCGAGGCAGCUAAGGACCAGGCGACUAAAGAAGCGAAAAUAGCUAAGGAAAAGGGUUCCGGCUUUCUGUCAGGCAUAGUAAAAGGCGCGAAACACGCUGUGGAAAGCGCGAAGGGCGACGUCAAGGAGUUCCUGGAUGAAACAAAGCACGAGGCGGAGUUGGAGGAAGCUCGUGCUAAGGAGACAGCAGCAGCUGGAUUAAAGGAGCUGGAACAUAAGAAGGACACUGUUGUUAGCGGCGCAAAAGAUGCAGCUGAUCGAACUGUCGCCGGAGUGAAAGAUGCCAAAGAGAAAACAGUGACUGCUGCGAAAGACACGAAGGAUAAGAUCACCGAGAAAGUGUCCGAACAGCUGGACAAAGCUGCUGACACAGCCAAGGCAGCUAAAGACAAGGUGACGUCAGACGCGAAGGAAAUCGGUGAGAUGAUGGAUUCCACGACGCGCGGCAUCGCGCAGAGAGCUGCUGACGCUAAGGGCGCAGCAAUUAAGGAAAUUCAGGAUGAUGCGAAGAUGGUGAAGGAUAAAAUGGCAACCGGUGUCGAAGUUGUAGCCGACGGUGCCGAAGUCGCUAAAGACAAAGCGACAAAGGAGGCGAAGAAAGCUAAAGAAAAAGGUUCUGGCUUCCUGUCGGGCAUAGUCAAGGGCGCGAAACAUGCCGUAGAAAGCGCCAAAGGUGAUGUCAAGGAGUUCUUAGACGAAACGAAGCACGAAGCUGAACUGGAAGAAGCUCGUGCCAAAGAAGCAGUAGCGACCGGAUUGAAGGAGCUGAGGGACAAAAAGGACAGCGUGGCGACUGACAUGAAGGACGCCGAGGAUAAAAUAGUCAAAGAAGCGAGCAAGACUGUAGACACGACGAAGGCAACGGUGGAGAAGUUGGCGAGCGAAACCAAGAAGGUCGGCCAGAAAAUAGAAUCUAAAGCGACAGAUAUUGCGCACGACAUAAAAGACACCAAGGAGAGUCUCAGCAAGGAGAUUAAAGAAGACACGAAGGCGGUGAAGGACAAAUUAACGAUCAGCGCAGAUGCCGUCACAGAUGGUGUUAAAGCUACUAAGGACCAGCUGGCAAAGGAUGCCAAGAAGGUAACAGAUAAAGGCUCGGAUCUCCUGUCUGGAGUAAUGCAAAGUGCAAAGCAGACGAAGCAAGACAUUACCGGCGACGUGAAGGACUUCUUGGAGAUGACAAAACAAGAAGCUGCCGCUGAAGAGGCUCUAGCUAGAGAAGCUGCAGCGACGGGAUUGAAGGAACUCAAGCAAGCGAAGGAUAAAGCUGUUGAUGAAGUUAAAUCCACGACGGCUAAAGCUGCGAAGAGUACGAAGGAUGUCAAGGAGAAGAGCGUAUCCAGCGUAAGGGACGUCAAGGACAAGACCAUUUCUGGGAUAAAGAGUGCAACUGGCAAAGUAGUUGGCGAAAUUUCCGACGCUACGAGGACGGCAGGCGAGAAAGCCAAAGCCACCGGUCAAGACGCGACGCAGAGAGCGAAACGUACCAAGGACGCCGUCGUAAAGGAGGUGAAGGACGACGCGCGAGCCGUCAAAGAAAAAUUGGCAGCUGGAGCGAGCGCUGUCGCUGACAGCGCAGACGCCGCCAAGGACAAGACCACGAAGGAAGCCAAGAAAGCGAAGCAGAAGGCUGGCGGAUUCCUAACAGGCGUGGUGAAGAGCGCCAAACACGCAGUGGAGGGGGCGACCGACGACAUGCGAGAGUUCCUGCAGGAGACUAAGCAAGAGGCAGUCGCGGAGGAAGCUCGCGCGAAGAGCGAUGUCACUCAUGCGAAAGGCAGAGCCGCCGUUAAAUCGGCCAAGGACGACCUGAAGGCCAAGUCCAACGGCGCCAUGAAAGACGUCAAAAAGAAGGUCGCCCCGAGAAUUCCCAAGGUCGAGAGCGCGAGAACGAGAUCGUCGUCGUCGUCAUCGUCGUCUUCGGCGACGGACACGCGCGUAGGUAGUUAUCGCGAGGUCGCGUCCGAGCGCAUUCAGGGUGCGGUCAUCCGCGGCCCCGAGGCCGCCAUGCCGGAGAGGUCGACUCCCAGCGACGUAGAGCAUUUAUCUGAAUCAGUUAGGGUUAAGAAAGUCUCUCGCAUUCCACAAAAGAUUAGUCCAGGGAAAGAUACCGGCGGGGGGGAGGGCGGUCAUGCGUCGACCGUCGCGUUAGACGAUUCAGGAUCGAGUUCAGGUUCGGUUUCGAGUAGAUUAGAGACAGUAUCUGUGGUAGGGCACCCCGAGCCUCACACACGGCACACCGUCACCACAGUCGUGACAAAGUCUGUGCGAACGACCCCACCACCACCCGGUCUCGCCGAGUUCAGUGACAGUAGAACCGAAGACGUGACCGAAGAGGCUGCAAGGCGGGCACAAAACCUGGCGGAACAGGCGUUCACUUCGAGCAAAGCAGGGCAUGAUUCGGCUGAGAUUGAUGGGACUGUAGAGAGGCAUGCUACUUCUGCUCCAUCAAAGCAACCUGUUCCCGCCCCGCGUCACUCCACCAAGCCGUCUACCAAAGCCGAGCUCCGCCUGGAGCUCGGUGACGCCUCACGAAUACCGUCGCACGGCUCCAGCAAAGGUAAAACGCUCGAGCAGGAGGCGCACUCGCCGACCAAGAGCAGCCCGAAGAGCAAGAUACCCGUGAAAGCGGCGAAGAGACAGUCCUCGGAGAGCGAAGAGCCUCCGAUCGCCGACAAGAUCGAAAGUUCCGACGCGAUCAUGAGAUCCACCGUCAUCGAGUCGUCGAGGAAGGAGCGCGCUGCUCCGAGAACGAUCUCGCGGACCGUCCGUUGCAUCACCAAGGAAUACACGGACGGCGAACUCACGAAGGAGACGGUAGAGGAAACUGUGUCGCCCAAUGACAUGAUUCAGACGGCCAGAACAGAUCAUGUGAGCGAUGUCAUCGACGGAAUGGAAGUGACUCCAUUGAAGGAUGACAAAGUCGAACAGAUACGAAGAACGACGACUACCACCGUGGCGACUAGUAGCGAUCCAUCGGUCGACCCCGAAAAGCUGGAGGAGCUAUUAAAGACGGGUGGAGUCGUGGAGACGGUGAGAACCGUGACUCUCAGCGCGGAGGGCAGUGAUCUGGAACCGAUGACGCGCGAGGAGGUCGUAAAGAGGAUAAACCUGGUCGCCAGCACCCUACCGAGCGAAAUCUUCGACUUCGGCGACAAGUUCCCGGACUCCACCACCACCGGCGGCAGCACCACCACCACUACGAUCAAGACUGACAGAUCCAUGGGCUCGGAAGGUAUCAUGCAGACAGUCACGACCGUGCAGCGCGUCACAAUGGAGAUGCCGGAGGUGGAGAGAACCGAGAAGGUGGUACGAACGGUGAUCUCCUCCAGCAGCGGGGAUGGCGACGGCAGCUACGAGGACGCUUUAAAGAGGAGCUUGGAAGAGCGGGUCGUAAAAGCAGAGGUUGGGGACACCGCCUCAUGGGCAGCGGCGGCGGCUGCGACGACAGCUGCUGCUGCCGCCGCUGCUGGUCGGCCGCUGACGAAGGACGAAAAGUCUGAGAUGGCCUGGGAGUUGUCGAUGUCCAAGCCGCAGGAGGAACGGCCGGAUCAGUGGGAAACUUCGCGUUUCUCCCAAGACACCUCGCCCGGCUCCGGCAACGGCGACGUUUACGCCGCUGCUAACAACAACAACAACGGCGGCGGCAACAACAAUGUCAACAACAACAAGAACGGUAGCGCGAGACACGAGGUGCACAGCGACACCGAUAGUGACGGUUCGCCGCAACCUAGAAGACGAUCUCCGAGCAAGAGGCGUACGUUGGGCAGUUCCAGCGGGUCGGAUGUAGCACUGCACGAAGGUGCGGAGCUGUCCCCGUUGGAGGACGACCAAGAAUCUGACUUUUUGCAACAUAGCGAGCCAUCCUUCAUGGAAACGACAACGAUCGAGGUGGAUCCUCUCACGCAGGAAAGUAUAACGACGACCACGCGAACGGAGACAAGAACAAUAUCGUCCACGGGAGCCGGCGGAACGGACGAGCUGCGAGAAUCUAUGCAGAAGAUCAUGGAUACGUUCAUGACGGAGGAGAAGAAGGACCACUAAGAGCGGGACAACCAACUACUCCUCGAGGAAGAAUCGUGAAAGAAGAGAAAUGGGAAGGAGGAAAGAGAGAGAGAGAUACAGAGGAGAAAUCGCCGAGCGGUCUCUCGACGCGGAUUCGCCGCGUUGAUCACAAAAUCGACGCUUCAGAACGAAGCCAUCGGCUCUCGUGAGGCUCGACGCGUCCUCGGGUGUCGAAUGACGACGAGUUCUCGAUUUCCACACACCUGUAGAGAGCCGCGGGGCGCAAGAACUCACACGACGUCCCAGAGUGUCCUGAGUCGUCGUGCGCGCGCGCGCGUAUCUUCGCGGGGACAGACGACGUCCUCGUCUCCGGGGCUACACCAAGCAUGCACGGACUUUUAACUACCACGCUCUCUCAUGGCCUAUGCUUCGGAUUUGCUUGCCUUUCCGUUCCGCUCAGUUGCCUUACACUCUUUGCGUUCUUCAAUCUCGCGCGAUCAAUCGACGAUGAUGACGAUAAUGAUGAUGAUGAUGAUGUUGUGUAUUGUCGUUGCUAGUCCGACUAGCCGAUCCGCGCUAGUCUUCACUAUGCCAACCCGUCCAUGUACAACGCCUUUCUCGUGUUGUUCGAAGUUAAAUGCGAAUUGGAAGAGAGGGAAAGAGGAAGGGAAAGAGAAAAGGAAGGAAAGACAGGCGAACGUGGAGAGACGAGACGAAGGCAAUGAGAAUAGGAAAAUAUUAGAAAGAAGAUGUGUGAACAAGACGGGAGUGCACAGGAUAAAGGAUCGUCUCGAGCGAACGAUCUGUCGAUAUCACCGAUCGUUUUAAACUAGUAAGAUUCUCGCGAUAAUAGUCCGUUUAAGCUUUAGGAUGGUUGUAUAUCUCUAUCCGCGCAAUACAUCGCUUAAUAGGUCGGCAAUAUAUAUAUAUAAAAAAAAAAAUAUAUAUAUAUAUAUAUAUAAAUAUAUAUUUCAUUAACAUACUUUCGACGAUGGACAAUUGACGAAGUUUCUGAGAGGGAAUGGGGAAAGUUUCUCGCUGUUAUUCGACUCAAUCGCGAGUCCGCGCACAAUAAAAAUAAAGGGGGGGGGAGGGGAUGGAAAGAAAAAAUACUGAAACUAGCCGCUCACGUUGAUUUGAUUAACAGCGAGAGAUAAAUGUUUUUAUGCAUCGGGAUAUAAUGUAAAUUUAACUUGUUUAAAAAAAGGAUAUUUCCUAACAGUUUUUAAUUGUAUAUAUAAUAAGUUUUUAGCGUAUAACUUAUAUAAAUGUACUAUGGAUACGAUUGUAAUAAUUAUAAGAUUCUAACAGGAAUAUUUUAUUUACAUAGCGGGCCCCCUGAAUAAGAAGGAGAAAAGAACUCGUUACGCUCGUUAAUUUGUAAUAAGGUCGGGUGAGUUUCGACGUCGUCAGUGUUGUGUCAUCCACGUGAAUCAACGUGAAUUAGUAGUAGAGAGCGGAGUGGCGGACGAUGCGGAGAUUAUGUUGUUCGAAAUUUUAACGAUUCGUUCUCAAUAUAUCCUAAGCGGUGUUAGCUUUCAGUGUAUGACACAAUUUUAAUGAGCACAGAAAGAGAAGGGGAAGGGGGAUCAUAUAAUAUAUAUGUAUAUAUAUAUCGCAUUAUCGGAACAUACAUAUAUAUAUAUAUAUAUGUGUGUGUGUCCAAUAUAUAUAUGUAUGUAUACACUAUAUGAAGACACACACAAAAAAAUUUAAAUAAGGUAUUCUAUUAAUGUAUGAUACAUUGAAAGAUAUAUAAUGAUUAUGCAUCUGAAGUUUAUAAAUUAUUAUAUCUAUGAUGACUGUUAUACUACGUUUAAUAGACUUGCCUAGAGCCUAUCUGACCUAAGGACCAAAGGCACAAUCACACGCGCAUCAAAAUAAAAUAAUAUGCUCCCAUG
Messenger RNA from Odontomachus brunneus, 24080 nucleotides. RefSeq names its product ankyrin-3-like. Lineage: Eukaryota; Metazoa; Arthropoda; Insecta; Hymenoptera; Formicidae. The record is from RefSeq and is a predicted model, not a curated record. Gene Ontology annotation, biological process: signal transduction; lipid transport; lipoprotein metabolic process. The coding region runs from base 1 to 22218 and encodes 7405 amino acids. The transcript is spliced from 36 exons. Gene Ontology annotation, cellular component: extracellular region. Gene Ontology annotation, molecular function: protein binding; lipid binding.